Messenger RNA from Parus major (Great Tit), 6977 nucleotides. RefSeq names its product G protein-coupled receptor 179 (gene GPR179). NCBI's taxonomy places the organism in Eukaryota, Metazoa, Chordata, Aves, Passeriformes, Paridae. Gene Ontology annotation, molecular function: G protein-coupled receptor activity. The record is from RefSeq and is a predicted model, not a curated record. Gene Ontology annotation, cellular component: membrane. The coding region runs from base 1 to 6972 and encodes 2323 amino acids. Gene Ontology annotation, biological process: G protein-coupled receptor signaling pathway. The transcript has 13 exons.
AUGAGGGACAGCAGGGACAUGAGGGACACCAAGAGAUCCCGGGCCCCCGGGGCCGGGCCACCCCCGGCGCUGCGGGCAGCCCUGCGAGCCGCCCCCGAGGCGCUGGCCCACGCCGCCAACUUCCUCAACAUGCUCUUCCAGACCAACGACAUCCGCGAGGCCAGCGUGGCCGAGGACGUGGAGUGGUACCAGGCGCUGGUCCGCAGCCUGGCCGAGGGGCACCCGUGGGUGCGCAGGGCGGUGCUGGCCCUCGACGCCCACCCGCUGGCCCCCAAGCCCCGGCUGAUGCUGCAGGCCACCAAGGGGGACGGUCAGAUCCUGCUGCAGGACGUUUCCAACUCCGCUCCCAGCCUGGGCAACCUCAGCUGGGACAACGAGUGGUUCAACGCGCUCAAGUCGCAGCGGGCGCCGGGGCUCCGCAAGCGGGUGCUCAGCAAUGACCUGCGCAGCCUGGAGACCCCCAAGUGGCAGCGGGGGGACAGCUACGUGGGGGACCCGGGCCACGUGCGCUGGUCCCCGCCGUUCCUGGAGUGCCGCGAGGGCCGGUUCCUGCCCGCCUGGGCGGUCACGCUCUCCUCCGCCUUCUACGGGCUCAAGCCGGACCUCAGCCCCGAGUUCAAGGGGGUCGUGCGGGUGGACGUGGAGCUGCGGGAUGUGGCCAUCGACCAGUGCUCCAGCGGGCCGGGCUGGUUCUCGGACACGCAUCGCUGUGACCUCAACAGCAGCCAGCUGCUCUCGCACCGCGGCGAGAGGUUUAUUGUGCAAAUCUUCCCUCCCCACCGCCGUGUGACCCGGCUGCUCCCUGCUCGGCCACCGCGGGGACGGCGGGGACAGCGGGGACAGCAUCACCCCACCCCGGGGGGCGCGACAGCGGAGCCCGAGGGGGGUGUGGCAGGGACAGACGGGGGGUCCCGCCUGGGGUGCCGGCCGUGCCGCCCGGGCUGUGCCACCUGUGAGGACGACACUCCCUGCCUGAUCCAGGAGGACCAGGUGCUGCGGGCAGCGGUGCUGUCGUGCCAGGCCUGCUGCAUGCUGGCCAUCUUCCUCAGCAUGCUCGUGUCCUACCACUUCCGACGGAGCAAGAGGAUCCGGACGUCUGGAAUCAUCCUGCUGGAGACCAUCCUCUUCGGGUCCCUCCUCCUCUACUUCCCCGUGUUCAUCAUGUACUUCAAGCCGAGCAUCUUCCGCUGCAUCAUCCUGCGCUGGGUGAGGAUGCUCGGCUUCGCCAUCGUCUACGGCACCAUCACCCUCAAGCUCUACAGGGUGCUGAAGGUGUUCCUGUCCCGCACGGCCCAGCGCGCUCCCUACGUGUCGAGCGGGCGGGUGCUGCGGAUGCUGGCGCCCAUCCUGCUCCUGGUGCUGUGGUUCCUGGCCGCCUGGACCAUCGGCAUGCUGGAGAACGCCCGCAAGAACAUCCCGCUGGUCAUCCGUGCCCAGACCACCCGCGGCCUCCACUUCUCCAUCUGCGGCCACGACUGCUGGGAUUACAUGAUGGUCAUCGCCGAGAUGCUGCUGCUGCUGUGGGGCAGCUUCCUGUGCUACGCCACGCGUGCCGUGCCCUCGGCCUUCCACGAGCCCCGCUACCUGGGCAUCGCCCUCCACAACGAGCUCAUGGUCUCCGCUGCCUUCCACGCCGUCAGGUUCCUGGUUGUCCCCUCGCUGCACCCGGACUGGACUCUGCUGCUCUUCUUCGCUCACACCCACGGCACCAUCACCAUGACCCUGGCCCUGCUCUUCAUUCCCAAGUUCCUGCACACGGGCUCGCCGCUGCGGGAGGAGAUCACGGCCGAGGUGUACGAGGACGAGCUGGACAUGCGGCGCUCGGGCUCCUGCAUGAACAGCAGCAUCGCGUCCGCCUGGAGCGAGCACAGUCUCGACCCCGAUGACAUUCGGGAGGAGCUGAAGAAGCUUUACCGGCAGCUGGAGGUGCACAAGACGUGGCGGAUGGCGACCAACAACCCGCACCUGGCCAAGAAACGCAGCUCCCGCCGCAGCCUGGUCCGCUCCAUCCUGCGCCGGAGCGGGACCGAGCUGGCCGAGAGCCGCAGCAGCAGCGGGGACCGCCCGGGGACCCUGUCCCGCCGCAGCUCCUCGGCCAAGCGGCUCGUGGAUGCCGGCGGGACCGGCCUGAGGAUGCGGGACGAAAGCUCCCGGCGCCGCUCCUCAGCCCUGCGCAAAUCCCGCAGCUCCGAGGGGCCCCCGCGGCCGCCCCGCCGAGGGUCGCGCACCCCCAGCCCGCCCCAGGAGCCUCCGGCGGCGGCGGUGCCGGACUCGGAGCAAUCGGACAGCGACUCGCUGGACGCCGCCCCGCUCCUGUGCAAAUCGGCCAGCGCCCAAAACCUGGCGGGGCACCGGCAGCCACCCCCGGGCCGCGCUCCGCCCUUGCAGAAGUCGCACAGCGUUGUCGCCGGGGCUCGGGAAGUGGCGCUGCUGGCCGCCCGCAGGGCCGCCCGUGAGCAGUGGCCCGGCAGCCGCCACCUCUCGGAGCCGGCCCCGGGGGUCCCCGGCGGCACCGCGACCCCGCAGAGCCCCGCCGAGAGGGGCUCGCAGGAGGACGCGGCCCCGCUGGGCGAUGCCAGGGGACACAAACGUGUCACCUACGCGCCCGUCAAAAGCGUCAGCGUUGACGGCGCCCACCCGCCCAGGAGGGUGAGGGUGACGGUGAAGAAAACCCCACCUCCGCCCCCCGUCCGCUACCAGAGCCUGCAGCGCUCGGGGACGCUCGGGGACGGGCCGGAGCCACCCCCGGGUCCCCCGGCACGGGCGGGAGGGGCGCAGGGGACAGCAGGGGACGAUCCCGAGCGAGGGGCGCAGGGGACAGCAGGGGACGAUCCCGAGCGAGGGGCGCAGGGGACAGCAGGGGACGAUCCCGAGCGCGCGGCCCCCCCAGGGGCAGGGAAGGGCAGGCUGCUGACCCCGACCGCCACCUCGGCACACAUCUGUCCCUGGGAGCUGGUCCAGGACGAGAUCCUGAGCAGGAAACAAAAAGCGGCCGAGGCAGCAGAGUCCGGGACCCCCGGUGACACAGAGGCCACCACCCCCGGCCCCAAACCGCCCCCCCAGAAGAGUUUCCGGAGCCUGGGACUCGCCAUCAAAGCCCUCAACCGCUCCAGGGGGAAGAGCAUCCUGAAAGGGAAAAGCGAGGGGAGCCUCAGGAAGAGGGGGAGCAGCAGGAGGGAGAAGUCCGGCCUGGCAGAGGCCUCGGCCGCGUCCCUCGGGGGGGUCAGCCCGGAGCCCGCUGCCAAAAGCCCCGAGAGGAGCGGGCAGAGCCUCGAGGUCCCCGCCCUCCAGCACAACAACAACGCCGCCACCCCCGGGGAAGCGGCGGACUGGGGGGACAGCGGGACAGGAGGACAAUGGGACAGCCUGGCCCCGGGGACAGGCCAUGGGGACAAAGCGGCGGAGGAGCCCAGCACUGCCCGAGGGGACGCGGGUCCUGCUGGGGGUCUGGAGCCACCCAGCGCUGGCCAGCAAGGAGCUGGAUGUCCCCCGGAGGUGACACGGGCACAGCCCCAGGAAGGGGACGAGGCUCCCGCAGCGGAUCUGGGGCAGGACGGUCCUGGGCUCACAGCGGAGGAAGGGACACUUGAACAGCUCCAGGGGACCAGCAGAUCCGUCCAGCCCCGGGAGCACCCUGAGGAGGAGCAGCCGCCUGCGGAGCCCACCCCGAGCGGAGCCCGGCUCUCCCCGGGCAGCGUGCGGGGCGCGGCGGGGACCAAGCCGCGGGCUGAGGUUUGUCCGCCCGGAGCGCUCGGAAUCCCGGCAGGAAGGGGAGCCCUGCUGCGCCAGGAGGCGAUCGCUCCCCGGGAGGACGGGGGGGUCCCAGAGAGCCCGGACAAGGCGCUGGAAAAGGGGAGCAGCCAGCCCGAGCCUGGAAGGAGCUGGAGCGGGGCCGGGAGCGCGCAGGGAGAGCUCAGUCCUGGAGGAACGCGGGGAGAUUCCAGCUCCAAAGCAGGAAUCCGCCCUGGGAAGGGCAGUGAGGGGGAUUCUCAGCGCUCUCCGGGCGUGGAAAAACCACCCGAAGUGCCGAAAGUCGCCCCGGAACAAGCGGAGGGCAGCAGGGCUGAGGUGUGCCCGUGGGAGAGCCGGGAGCAGGGAAGGAGUGUCCGAGCAGAAAUCUGCCCCUGGGACACAGAGGGGGCUCCACAGGAGCAGGAGGGGCAGGGAUCCCCAAAAAAAGGUGUGGAACAGCCUGGGAUGGGGCUCGCAGGAAAACCCCCAGCUCUAGCCAAACCCUCAUCCCAGCGGGCUGGAACCACAGAGAGCAAAAAGGCGAACGUCUGUCCCUGGGAGGUGGAGGAUGAGGCGAGCCCAAAAACAGAGAUCUGCCCGUGGGAACAGGCAGCACCUCCGUCGGGGAAAGAGACAUUGAGGCAGGACACGAGUGACACUUCCAAGGGGGAGGAAAAAGUGGGAUCCAGAGCACUAGAAAAAGGAAAGCAGCCCCCAGCCAAAGCCCUGCCUAAAUCUCCUUCAGGGAAAUCCCAGAGCUCGGAGAAAGCAGAGAUCUGUCCCUGGGAGACUCAGGAAUCUAAAUCCAGUGAUAAAGCUGAGAUCUGUCCCUGGGAAGUGGCUGAACCUCAGCUGGAGAAGGGAACAGCUCCAGGAAAGGAGAAACUCCCACCAAAACAAGUCUCCAAAGCUCUGGAGAAGGGGAGCAGAGAGAGGGAAUCGAUCUGUCCUUGGGAGUCUCAGGACUCUAAAUCCAGUGACAAAGCUGAGAUCUGUCCCUGGGAAGUGGCUGAACCUCAGCUGGAGAAGGGAACAGCCCCGGGAAAGGAGAAACUCCCAGGAAAACAAGCUACAAAUGCUCUGGAGAUGGGGAGCAGAGACCGAGUGUCUGUCUGUCCUUGGGAGAGUCAGGACAUGGAGCAGCCUCCAUCCAAAUCCCACAUCGGGACCUCAGCAGUGCCCAAAGCACCUCCAGGGAAAUCCCAGAGCUCGGAGAAGGCAGAGAUCUGUCCCUGGGAGGUUGAAUCCAGUGAUAAAGCUGAGAUCUGUCCCUGGGAGACUCAGGACUCUAAAUCCAGUGACAAAGCCCAGAUCUGUCCCUGGGAGACUCAGGAUUCUAAAUCCAGUGACAAAGCCCAGAUCUUUCCUUGGGAAGUGGCUGAACCUCAGCUGGAGAAGGGAACAGCUCCAGGAAAGGAGAAAGUCCCACCAAGAGAAGCCACAAAACCUCUGGAGAAGGGGAGCAGAGAGAAGGAAUCGAUCUGUCCAUGGGAGAGUCAGGACAUGGAGCAGCCUCCGGCCAAAUCCAGCACCAGAAGCUCAGCAGUGCCCAAAGCAGCUCCAGAGACAUCCCAGAGCUCAGAGAAGGCAGAGAUCUGUCCUUGGGAGGUCGAAUCCAGUUACAAAGCCGAGAUCUGUCCCUGGGAAGUGUCAGAGCCUCCCUCCCAGCAGCCAAAGCAGGUCCCUGCUGGGGGCUCCAAGGGGGACAAGCGCAUCACGCGCCAGGCAGCGCUGGCCAGCCCGGAGAGAUCCCUGGACAGCAGAGACCGAGUGUCCGUCUGUCCCUGGGAGAGCCCGGACACGGAGCAGCCUCCGGCCAAACCCCACAUCGGGACCUCAGCAGUGCCCAAAGCACCUCCAGGGAAAUCCCAGAGCUCGGAGAAGGCAGAGAUCUGUCCCUGGGAGACUCUGCCCAAAGCACCUCCAGGGAAAUCCCAGAGCUCGGAGAAGGCAGAGAUCUGUCCCUGGGAGACUCGGGACUCUAAAUCCAGUGACAAAGCCCAGAUCUGUCCUUGGGAGUCUCAGGAUUCUAAAUCCAGUGAUAAAGACGAGAUCUGUCCUUGGGAGACUCAGGACUCUAAAUCCAGUGACAAAGCUGAGAUCUGUCCCUGGGAAGUGGCUGAACCUCAGCUGGUGAAGGGAACAGCUCCAGGAAAGGAGAAAGUCCCACCAAGAGAAGCCACAAAACCUCUGGAGAAGGGGAGCAGGGAGAGGGAAUCGAUCUGUCCAUGGGAGAGUCAGGACAUGGAGCAGCCUCCGGCCAAACCCCGCACUGGGAGCUCAGCAGUGCCCAAAGCACCUCCAGGGAAAUCCCAGAGCUCGGAGAAGGCAGAGAUCUGUCCCUGGGAGACUCAGGAAUCUAAAUCCAGUGAUAAAGCCGAGAUCUGUCCUUGGGAGACUCAGGACUCUAAAUCCAGUGAUAAAGCUGAGAUCUGUCCUUGGGAAGCGGCUGAACCUCAGCUGGAGAAGGGAACAGCUCCAGGAAAGGAGAAACUCCCACCAAAACAAGCCACAAAUGCCCUGGAGAAAGGGAGCAGAGAGAGGGAAUCGAUCUGUCCUUGGGAGUCUCAGGACUCUAAAUCCAGUGACAAAGCCGAGAUCUGUCCCUGGGAAGUGGCUGAACCUCAGCUGGAGAAAGGAACAGCUCCAGGAAAGGAGAAAGUCCCAGGAAAACAAGCCACAAAUGCCCUGGAGAUGGGGAGCAGAGACAGAGUGUCCGUCUGUCCCUGGGAGAGCCCGGACACGGAGGAGCUCUCCCUGAAAACUGCAGUGGGGAAGGAGCCAUCCAAGAAAUCCGACAGCGCGGAGAGCAGGAAAUCUGAAAUCUGUCCCUGGGAAGCCGCAGAGCCCAUGGGGUCAGAGGAGGAAAUCUCCCAGCCAAAGGGAGCGCACAGAGAUUCCCCAGCAGGGAUGGGACAGGCAGGAGCCAGCGCCGUGUCUCCAACACUUCUGGAAAAUUCCAGGGGCAGAUCCCGUGGGGAAGCCGAGCACAGGCCCCUGUGCCGGCUCCUGCCCGGCGUGCAGCGCCCAGGGGUGGGCAGCAGCUCCAGCCCCAGCACUGGCCUGGCCGAGGUUUGUCCUUGGGAAGCUGGAGAGGCUCCAGCGCCUGCCAGGCACGGCUCGGACACGAGGAAAAGCUCCGAGGUGUGUCCGUGGGAGGAGGAGAGCGCGGAACCGUCCCAGAGCUGCCCCGGGCAGGGCAGAGCUGGGGGGAGCUCCCGGGAUGGGGGUGGGGUGUGAGGGGA